AGCUGUAUUCCGUCUCCAGAUCAGAGGCGGCGCUGUUCCCAGCGCUUCCGACCCCAUGACGUUGACAUUUUGACAAUGGUGACAUACUUCCGGUGACGUUCAAAUGCGAGCACGACAAAAGAGCCAGCGAGAGUGCUAAAACCUCCAAGGUUGCAUGUGAGGGCCAUGGCUCGCGGGCAGCAGAAGAUUCAGUCCCAGCAGAAGAACGCCAAGAAGGCCGCCGAGAAGAAGAAGGGGCAGGCGGCCGACCAGAAGACGGCGGCCAAGGUGGCACUGGUCCACACGUGUCCCGUCUGCAGGACCCAGAUGCCUGAUCCCAAGACCUUCAAGCAACACUUUGAGAGCAAACACCCCAAGUCUCCCAUGCCUCCUGAGCUGGCCGACGUUCAGGCUUGAAGGACCGGAAAUGAGCCGUCUCACGUGUCUUUUCUUGCAGACACAGCAUGAUGACAAGGAUGAAGCACACAGUCCAUCUAACAACAUGGAGGUGACGUGCGUGUGUGUGUGAGUGAGAAGAAGACAGUGACGAAAGGGUCACAAAAGUCCCAUUUAAAAAAAAAAAAAAAACAACAACAUAUUUAUUGUAUGCAAGCAACAUGCUUAUAAACUGUCAGGAUUGUGUGCUAAGGAGAAUGACAACAAGUUCACACAGUUCAACUUUUUUCUUCAUUUAAUUUGACUAUUAAUCUUUCCUGAGUGAAGCAAGCUGCAGUGAGAAGUGAAAAAAACAAACCAAUAGACCACUAAAUAUCAGGCGCAUAGCAACAACACCUCAGCCCUUUUUUUGGUUACACCUGGCAAUAAUUUACUGAAGAUAUUCAUUCAUUUGGACUGCUAACAUUUCAAAUCAACCCCAACUUUAAGCACAAAUCAUGUUCAUGCUCGACUGUUGUGGUUUCAAACUCGACUUUAAAUGUACAACAACAUUGAAAGUCUUCAUCUUUUCGAAGGACUAUUUAGAAAGUUAUGUGACCAAAUAACUAACACGUGUGUAUCUUGUAAUAAAAAUCAAAGUCCA
Molecule: messenger RNA, 1018 nt
Organism: Phyllopteryx taeniolatus (common seadragon)
Lineage: Eukaryota; Metazoa; Chordata; Actinopteri; Syngnathiformes; Syngnathidae
Product: Zinc finger protein 706-like
Exons: 4
Coding region: 166-396 (76 amino acids)
Source: RefSeq, a predicted model, not a curated record